CUUGCUGCGUGUAGGAGGCAGGCAGGCAAACCGCGCUGCUGACCCGCUUGCAGAGAGCGUGUCGCCUCGCCUACAUCCCAGCCAGCUCGCAUGCUGUAAGGAGUGAGAGCCGUCAGGUGUGUAGGCUGGUGAGGCCAUAACACUUACCCGCCAAGAUGGUGGCCUUAUCUUUAAAGAUUUGUGUGCGCCAGUGCAAUGUGGUAAAAACGAUGCAGUUUGAACCAUCCACACCUGUGUAUGAUGCCUGUAGGAUCAUCAGAGAGAGAGUACCAGAAGCCCAGUCUGGACAAGCCUCUGAUUAUGGCUUGUUCCUGUCUGACGAUGAUCCGAGGAAAGGAAUCUGGCUUGAGUCUGGGAGAACCCUGGAUUACUACAUGCUGCGAAAUGGAGAUGUCUUGGAGUAUAAGAAGAAACAAAGACCGCAAAAGAUCAAAAUGCUGGAUGGUGCUGUGAAAACCAUCAUGGUUGAUGACUCAAAAACAGUCGGAGAGCUACUUGUCACAAUAUGCAGUAGAAUAGGUAUUACCAACUAUGAGGAAUACUCGCUCAUACAGGAAGUUCCAGAGGACAAGAAGGAGGAGAGUACAGGGACAUUGAAGAAAGACAGGACCCUUCUGCUACGAGAUGAAAGGAAAAUGGAAAAACUCAAAGCCAAACUUCAUACAGAUGAUGACUUAAACUGGCUGGAUCACAGCAGGACAUUUAGAGAGCAGGGAGUAGAAGAAUGUGAAACCCUGCUGCUGAGGCGAAAGUUCUUCUAUUCUGACCAGAAUGUGGACUCACGGGAUCCAGUCCAACUAAACCUGCUCUACGUUCAGGCUAGAGAUGAUAUAUUGAAUGGAUCCCACCCCGUCUCCUUUGAUAAAGCCUGUGAGUUUGCAGGGAUCCAGGCUCAGAUCCAGUUCGGACCCCACGUGGAGCACAAACACAAGCCUGGAUUCUUGGACUUGAAAGAGUUUCUACCUAAAGAGUAUAUCAAGCAACGAGGGUCCGAGAAGAAAAUAUUCCAAGAGCAUAAAAACUGUGGAGAAAUGUCUGAAAUUGAGGGGAAGGUGAAGUAUGUGAAGCUUGCCAGAUCUCUGCCAACAUAUGGAGUGUCCUUCUUCCUCGUCAAGGAAAAGAUGAAGGGUAAAAACAAGCUGGUCCCAAGGCUGCUGGGGAUAACGAAAGAGUCAGUCAUGAGAGUGGAUGAGAAAACCAAGGAUGUGGUGCAGGAAUGGCCUCUAACAACAGUCAAGAGAUGGGCAGCCUCCCCUAAGAGCUUCACUUUGGAUUUUGGAGAAUAUCAGGAGAGUUACUACUCAGUCCAGACAACAGAAGGAGAACAGAUAUCCCAGCUUAUUGCAGGAUACAUUGACAUCAUUCUUAAAAAGAAGCAGAGUAAAGAUCGAUUUGGCCUCGAGGGGGACGAAGAAUCCACAAUGCUGGAGGAAUCCGUUUCCCCUAAGAAAUCCACAAUUUUGCAACAGCAGUAUAAUAGGGUUGGUCGUGUGGAGCACGGGUCAGUGGCCCUUCCUGGCAUUAUACGGUCUGGCUCUAUUGGUGGCCCUGAUAACUACAGUGUGGGCACAAUGCCUUCUGCCCAGCAGCAAAUUACCACUGGACAGAUGCACAGAGGACACAUGCCUCCACUGAGUCUAGCUCAGCAGGCUUUAAUGGGAACCAUUAACAGCAGCAUGAAGGCUGUCCAGCAGGCACAGGUGGACCUGGGACAAGUAGAUAAUCUGCCUCCACUGGGCCAUGACUUGGCCUCCAGGGUUUGGGUUCGGAACAAAGUGGAUGAAUCAAAACAUGAAAUCCAUUCUCAGGUGGAUGCCAUUACUGCUGGAACAGCCUCUGUGGUCAAUCUCACAGCAGGUGAGCCAACAGAGACCGACUACACAGCAGUGGGCUGUGCCAUCACCACCAUCUCCUCAAACCUCACCGAAAUGUCCAAGGGCAUCAAGUUACUCGCAGCACUAAUGGAAGAUGAGGCGGGAGGUGGACAUAAGCUCAUGGGCGCUGCCAGGAUGCUGGCAGGAGCCGUGUCAGAUCUGCUCAGGUCCGUGGAGCCUGCGACUGGCGAGCCGAGACAGACGGUGCUGACUGCAGCAGGAAGCAUUGGACAAGCCAGCGGGGACCUGCUCCGUCACAUGGGGGAGGGCGAGACUGAUGAGAAGUUCCAGGACACCCUGAUGAAUCUGGCCAAAGCGGUGGCCAAUGCAGCUGCUAUGUUAGUCCUGAAGGCCAAGAAUGUGGCCCAGGUGGCCGAGGACACUGUACUGCAGAACCGAGUGAUUGCAGCUGCCACCCAGUGUGCCCUGUCUACCUCCCAACUGGUUGCCUGCACCAAGGUGGUGAGCCCCACCAUCAGCUCCCCAGUUUGUCAGGAACAGCUUGUCGAGGCUGGGAAGCUGGUGGACCGAUCCGUGGAGACCUGCGUCAAAGCUUGCCGCUCAGCUAGCAACGACGGCGAGUUGCUGAAACAGGUCGCAGCAGCAGCUGGUGUGGUGAGCCAGGCCCUCAGCGACCUGCUGCAACACGUCCGCCACUAUGCCAGCUGCGGGGAGCCCAUCGGACGCUAUGACCAAGCCACAGACACGAUUAUGAAUGUGACUGAAAAUAUUUUCACUUCCAUGGGUGAUGCGGGUGAGAUGGUCCGUCAAGCUCGUGUGCUGGCCCAAGCUACCUCAGACUUGGUCAAUGCCAUGAGGUCAGAUGCUGAGGCAGAGGUUGAUGUUGACAACUCCAAGAAGCUUCUUGCUGCCGCCAAACUGCUGGCAGAUGCCACUGCUCGAAUGGUGGAGGCUGCAAAGGGAGCAGCUGCUUACCCAGAGAAUGAGGACCAGCAGCAGAGACUGAGGGAGGCAGCUGAGGGACUACGAGUUGCCACUAAUGCCGCAGCUCAAAACGCCAUAAAGAAAAAACUAGUCAACCGACUGGAGAUAGCUGCUAAGCAGGCAGCGGCUGCAGCGACUCAGACCAUAGCAGCUGCUCAAAAUGCUGCUGCUUCCAACAAAAAUACUGCUUCACACCAGCAGCUAGUACACAGCUGCAAGGCAGUAGCAGACAGUAUUCCCCAGCUGGUGCAAGGAAUGAGAAGCAGCCAGGCCCAGCCAGAGGAGCUUGGCCCUCAGCUAGCCCUCAUUAUGGCCAGCCAAAGCUUUUUGCAGCCUGGAAGUAAGAUGGUUGCCUCUGCAAAGUCUGCUGUACCGACAGUGGCCGAACAGGCUGCUGCUAUGCAACUGGGGCAGUGUGCCAAGAAUUUAGCAACCUGUCUGGCAGAGCUCAGGACGGCCAUGCAGAAGGCCCACGAAGCUUGCGGCCCUUUGGAGAUUGAUUCUGCCCUUAAGACAGUACAGACGCUAAAGAGUGAGCUCCAGGAUGCAAAGAGGUCUGUGAUUGAUGGCCAGCUCAAACCUCUUCCAGGAGAAACGUUGGAAAAGUGUGCUCAGGAUUUGGGAAGUACAUCAAAGGCUGUCGGCUCCUCCAUGGCCCAGCUGCUUACCUGUGCUGCACAAGGCAAUGAGCAUUACACAGGUGUUGCUGCUCGAGAAACAGCCCAGGCUUUAAGGACAUUGGCUCAAGCAGCCAGAGGUGUGGCAGCCAGCACCAAGGAGCCUCAGGCUGCAGCUGCCAUGUUGGACUCAGCUCAGUAUGUGAUGGAAGGCUCUGCCAUGCUGAUCCACGAGGCACAUCAGGCUCUGGUUCAUCCAGGGGAUGCUGAGAGUCAGCAGAGACUGGCACAGGUAGCCAAAGCUGUGUCACACUCCCUGAAUAACUGUGUUAACUGCCUACCAGGCCAGAAAGAUGUUGAUAUGGCCCUCAGGAGCAUUGGAGAAGCAAGCAAGAAGCUACUGGUAGACUGUCUCCCUCCCAGCUGUAAGACAUUCCAGGAGGCCCAGACUGAUUUGAACCACACGGCAGCUGAACUCAACCACUCAGCAGGCGAGGUCGUCCACUCAUCCCGUGGAACAAGUAGCCAGCUGGCUGCAGCCUCGGGGAAGUUCAGCCAAGACUUUGAUGAGUUCCUGGAUGCUGGCAUUGAGAUGGCAGGACACACCCAAACAAAAGAGGACCAGAUACAAGUCAUUGGUAAUCUGAAGAACAUCUCAAUGGCAUCCAGUAAGCUGCUAUUGGCCGCCAAGUCUCUUUCUGUGGAUCCAGGUGCAGCCAAUGCAAAGAAUCUUCUAGCUGUAGCAGCAAGGGCGGUGACGGAGAGCAUUAACCAGCUGAUAACGCUCUGCACACAGCAAGCAGCCGGACAAAAAGAGUGUGACAACGCCUUGAGGGAGCUGGAGGCUGUCAGGGGUCUCCUAGGCAACCCCAACGAGCCAGUAAAUGAACUCUCCUACUUUGAAUGCAUCGAAAGCGUCAUGGAGAACUCGAAGGUUCUGGGAGAGUCAAUGGCAGGCAUUUCUCAGCACUGUAAGACAGGUGAUGUUUUAGCCUUUGGGGAGAGUGUGAGUUUGGCAUCCAAAGCUCUGUGUGGGCUAACCGAGGCUGCUGCACAGGCCUCUUACCUUGUAGCUGUUUCCGAUCCUAAUAGUCACUCUGGUCAUGAGGGGCUGGUGGAUCCGAUUCAGUUCGCAAGAGCCCAUCAAGCCAUACAGACUGCUUGUCAAAAUUUAGUGGAUCCAGCCAGCAGUCCGUCACAGGUCUUGUCUGCAGCAACAAUUGUUGCCAAGCACACCUCAGCUCUGUGUAAUGCCUGCCGUCUAGCUUCCUCUAAAACUUCCAACCCUGUGGCUAGGAGGCAGUUUGUCCAGUCAGCUAAAGAGGUGGCCAACACUACAGCCAACCUUGUCAAAACCAUCAAGGUCAACUCCCCAACUGAUCAAAACGCAUUAGAUGGAGAUUUUUCUGAGGACAAUAGAAACAGAUGCCGUGUUGCUACAGCUCCACUGCUUGAGGCUGUAGAAAACCUAUCAACCUUUGCUAACAACCCUGAUUUUGCAAGCAUCCCAGCUCAGAUCAGUAAUGAGGGCUCAGUGGCACAGGAGCCUAUUGUGCGCUCAGCCCGCUCCAUGCUCGAUAGCUCUACUUACCUUAUAGAGACGGCACGGUCACUUGUCCUCAACCCUAAAGACCCCCCCACGUGGUCGAUCUUGGCAGGCCACUCCAGGACAGUUUCUGACUCGAUCAAAAGUCUCAUCACAUCAAUCAGGGACAAAGCACCAGGGCAGAGGGAGUGUGAUUACUCUAUUGAUAACAUCAAUAAAUGUAUCCGAGACAUUGAGCAAGCCUCCCUGGCUGCGGUUGGGCAGACACUGCCUUGCAGAGAUGAUAUCUCCAUGGAGGCACUCCAGGAGCAGCUGACAUCCUCUGUGCAGGAGAUCGGUCAUCUGAUUGAUCCUGUCUCCACAGCAGCCCGAGGGGAAGCUGCCCAGCUGGGACACAAGGUGACUCAGCUGGCCAGUUACUUCGAUCCACUUAUUGUGGCAUCAGUGGGCUUAGCCUCGAAGCUGCAAGACCACCAACAGCAGAUGACCAUUCUGGAUCAGACUAAAACCUUGUCGGAAUCUGCCCUUCAGAUGCUCUACGCUGCUAAAGAAGGCGGGGGAAACCCUAAGGCUUCCCACACUCAUGAUGCCAUCUCAGAGGCAGCACAGCUGAUGAAGGAGGCGGUGGACGACAUCAUGGUAACCUUGAACGAGGCAGCAAGUGAGGUUGGCAUGGUUGGAGGCAUGGUGGAAUCCAUUGCUGAGUCCAUUGGCAGGCUUGAUGAAGGAACUCCCCCUGAGCCUGAGGGAUCUUUUGUUGACUACCAAACCACCAUGGUGAAGUUCUCAAAGGCCAUCGCCAUCACUGCCCAGGAAAUGAUGACCAAGUCUGUGACCUGUCCUGAGGAGCUGGGUGGCCUUGCCUCUCAGGUAACUGUGGACUAUGCACAGCUUGCACACCAAGGACGUCUUGCAGCAGCCACUGCAGAGCCAGAGGAGGUUGCUUUCCAGAUUAAGACACGGGUGCAAGAACUAGGCCAUGGAUGUAUUUAUCUGGUCCAGAAGGCCGGAGCCUUGCAGCUCAGCCCGACUGACAGCUUUUCCAAGCGUGAGCUCAUUGAGUGUGCCCGAGCAGUCACAGAGAAGGUAUCCUUGGUGCUAUCGGCACUUCAAGCAGGAAACAAAGGGACCCAGGCCUGCAUCACCGCUGCCAGCGCUGUGUCAGGAAUUAUUGCUGACUUGGACACCACGAUAAUGUUCGCCUCAGCUGGAACGCUGAACCCUGAGAACGAAGAAACAUUUGCUGAUCACAGGGAAAGCAUCCUGAAAACAGCCAAGACACUCGUGGAGGACACCAAGCUGCUAGUGGCAGGGGCUGCCUCCACCCAGGAGAAAUUGGCUCAGGCUGCACACUCCUCAGCCAAGACCAUCACUCAGCUUACGGAGGUUGUCAAAUUGGGGGCGACCAGCAUGGGAUCUGAUGACCCUGAGACACAGGUGGUUCUUAUAAAUGCAGUACGGGAUGUGGCCAAAGCUUUGGCUGAGCUCAUAGGUGCCACCAAAUGUGCUGCUGGCAAAGCACCUGAUGACCCGUCCAUGUAUCAGCUGAAAAGCGCAGCAAAGGUCAUGGUGACCAACGUGACCUCUCUUCUAAAAACAGUGAAGGCAGUGGAGGAUGAAGCCACUCGGGGGACAAGGGCACUGGAAGCCACCAUCGAGUUCAUAAAGCAGGAGCUGACAGUGUUCCAGUCCAAGGACAUUCCGGACAAGUCUGCCUCACCGGAAGAGUUCAUCCGCAACACAAAGGGCAUCACUGUAGCUACAGCCAAGGCCGUGGCUGCAGGCAACUCUGCUCAGCAGGAGGACGUGAUCGCCACGGCCAACCUGAGCCGCAAAGCCAUCACUGAUAUGCUGACUACCUGCAAGCAAGCUGCACACCAUCCAGAUGUGGGGGAGGACUUGAGAGGAAAAGCCUUACAGUAUGGCACUGAGUGCAUCACAGAAUACAUCAACCUUCUGGAGCAAGUGCUGCAGGUGCUGCAGAGACCCACUCCAGAGCAGAAGCAGCAGCUGGCCGUGCAUUCAAAGCAUGUGGCUGCCUGUGUGACAGAGCUGGUUCAGACAGCUGAGGCCAUGAAAGAUGGAGGAUCAGACUGCGUGGACCCCGAGGACCCCACAGUCAUCGCUGAGACAGAGCUCCUCGGAGCAGCAGCGUCCAUUGAAGCUGCAGCCAAGAAACUGGAGCAGCUCAAGCCCAGGGCCAAGCCCAAGCAGGCGGAUGAGACGCUGGAUUUUGAGGACCAGAUCUUAGAAGCAGCAAAGUCCAUCGCUGCAGCUACCAGUGCUCUUGUUAAAUCUGCAUCUGUGGCUCAGAGAGAACUGGUAGCACAAGGCAAGGUUGGAUCCAUUCUAGCUAAUGCAGUAGAUGACGGCCAAUGGUCACAGGGUCUCAUAUCAGCUGCUCGUAUGGUAGCAGCAGCCACCAGUAGCCUGUGUGAGGCAGCUAAUGCUUCAGUGCAGGGUCACGCCAGCGAGGAAAAGCUCAUCUCUUCAGCCAAGCAGGUUGCAGCCUCUACUGCUCAGCUGCUGGUAGCUUGCAAGGUGAAGGCGGACCACAAUUCUGAAGCCAUGCGGAGAUUACAGGCUGCAGGGAAUGCAGUAAAGCGGGCAUCAGACAACUUGGUCAAAGCAGCGCAAAAAGCAGCAUUUGACAAGACAGAGGAUGACAGCGUUGUGGUGAAGACCAAAUUCGUUGGAGGCAUUGCUCAGAUUAUCGCAGCUCAGGAGGAGAUGUUAAGGAAGGAGCGAGAACUGGAGGAGGCUCGGAAGAAGCUGGCUCAGAUCCGGCAGCAGCAAUACAAAUUCCUGCCCAGCGAACUGAGGGAGGACGAGGGCUGACCAAGCCUGCAGGCGAGAAUGCUGAUGUACAGAUGCCAACAUCUCCUCAUCAGGAGGCAGUGCUGAUGUACUGUCGCCCGCUUUGCUCUGACGUCACUAAAGACUAUGUUCAGCACUUGAAACAGGCCUGUUCGUUGACAAAACAAGUGCCUGUGCUUUGUAGUGUACUUGUGUGAGUGUAAGUGUGUGAUGUGUUUGUCAGUGAAUGGUUUUGAUUUUGAGAAUUUAAUAUAAAGAAAGUUCUUAGUGUGAGCAAACAGAGACAAAUGGAUUGAGUUAUUUUCAGUGUGGGUAUCUGUGCAUCAUGAGCGUUACUGACUGUUACAGGCAUGAAUCAAAGAUCUUAAGUAUGCCGAAUCUCUCAGUAAUUACAGAACCCUCUUAGCUAUUUAAAGCCUAUAUGAUUAAACUGAUGUUCCGAAAAUAAAGGUUUGUAGCUCAUGAUUUAUAUGAAAUAAAUCCUCUAAGGAUGACUAAAAAGCAGUAAGGGCAAAGCCUCUUUUUAACAGUGGGCUUGCAUGCACCAUUGCUUUAAACACAUAUCAAUAAAGCUACUAACCAAUACCUAUAGAGUAUUAUAGUUAGAAAAAGGCCCUUGUAUUUUACUAAGAGUGUUAAUCUAUGGGGAUUGGAGUUAAACAAACAUAUUUUCUCACUAAAUGCAUCUAAACUAAGCUGUACUUGACGCCAAACACAAAUUGUUUUACUGUAAAAAUAACAAGCAUUGAUCCAAACUAUAAAUCAAAUAGAAAACCAGUUCCUAUGAAAAAGAGCGUUAUAUUCCGAUCUAAAUGUGACCAAAUAUGUUUUGCUGCUUGUACAAUAUUGCACUCAAAGAAUCCUAUUGAUUUGUUUUCCCUAAAAUACAGAGAGCUGUAUAAAGUUAUAAACAGUAUUAUUACAUUGUUUGAGAUGUUUUUGUCUUCUUUCAUAUUUUGAAUUUUCAUCCGCAAAGUUUCCGUGUCCCCUGUACUCAUUCAGGGUUCCUUCACAGUAAUUAUUGGUUUGGAAAAGGAUUUUAGUAUUUAACACAACUGGACAAAUGGGAGAGAAGAUUUUAUUGUCUCUUUACACGGUUGUUACCAUGAUGUCAGCCAGUUUUCAUGGAAAACACCCAUUGCUGAGUUGAACAUAUUAGUUUUAGUAGAUAUUUCAUGGAGAGAUGUUAAUCAGGUGACCAAACAACACUCAAAAUCUUAGAUCUAAGAAUUUUUAGACCAUAAGCUUAUGUGGAACAUUGGAGUUCUGAGUGUUUCUGACUAUCAUUUAUUUACACAUUCGGUGUAGUUGUCAAUUACACAUGAUUGUCAUAUUCAUUUUGGAUUUUUAUUUACUUGUUUGAGCCCUUUUUCCAUUUUGUUUUCAAGGCACCUUUAAGAACAUGGCUGAUUUUCAAAACAACAAGAAAGGGAUGGAGAAGUUUGAAUUUCCUGUGGUUAUACAAUUAUACGUACAAACUCAUGGUUUACUCAUGUCAGGAUAUUUUUUUUUUUUUUAGCAUAAUUGUUGUUAAAUUUGUUGGUGACAAAAAGAAUACCUCUAUUGUUUUAUUAAUUCCCAAAUCAGUUUGGAUGUUUGUUGGGAUAUUUGUCCUGUUGAAACACCAUAUUUUGUUCAUGUUUUACCCACCCUGCUCUUGAUCAGGUUUGAACUCCAGCUUUGCAUACUGUAAUACAACUUAACUAAAUAGCAUGCUAGGGAUUUGAUAGAAAGCUUAUAGAUUUGAAAAACCUCAUCUUGACCAGUCCAAUCAAAUGUAUUCUCUUUUAUUCAUUGCAUUUUAAUUUUAAAUCGACCAAAUUACGUAAUUUAACUAUAUUCCAGAUUCCAUUUGGUUUAUUUUUGUGCAUGACUACCAAUUUCCAGCUGAAUUUCAAUGUAGUUAUUUUGUAAGCCUGUGCUUUUGGGCCAUAUGUUUGGUUUCUCCUAAACUUUCUGACAAAUUUUCUUUUAUCCAAACCUAACAGUUUGUGUCAGAUAGUAAACUAUUGAGUGUUUCAAUCGAACAGUACUUGCAAACACAAUCUAAACUGGUUCUGAAAAAUGAUAAAGCAGGUUUAUAUUAGGAUUAGUAUCCUUUAUCCAAAAACACCACCCACCAAACUUUUAAAGAUUUAUUAAAAAACAGUUGAAACACUGAUUUGACCGCAGAAACCAGCCAUAUUAAAAUGAAUGCUGCUCAGAUGUGUCUAAAAUCACUAUGAAUUAUUAGAGAAACUCGUUAAGGAUGUCUUUGUCUAAACCACAGUCCACAGUUUCUAGCAGGGUUGCUGCAAACAAUUAUUUCCAUCAGAGGACACAAGUUGAUAAAAGUAAAAUAUCAGUAAAAAUUGUAUUCUGUUUGAGGUAUGAAUCGUUUUUUGCAUUUAUUGCUGACAUCAAACAUGGCCCGAUGACUGACCAAGACAUACGUUUGCAUUGGGGAAAGCAAUGUGUUGGAACCCUGACCUAAUCACAUUUAUUUAGAUCCCCCAGUCACUGCCUCAUCUUACUGAAGUCCUUUUUAUAUUAGACUCUGGGUCUAUGGAAAUGAAAUACACUGGAUAUUACAGCAAGGUAAUGUUGAGUUACUGCUGUUAUUGGGUAGAAAAUAAGCUCCUUCCAGUGAUAUUGGCCGUUAAGCUUUUUUCCCAUAUCUUUCACAGUAACAGCAGGAGUUCAAGGCUUCCAUGACAGAAAAUCUUUAUUAGAAAACAGCUUUUUGCUCAUUUUGAAGAAAUUAAUUAUGUUUUGUUCUAUCCUAUUAAUGACUUACACAUGCUUGAAAUUAACUACUGUCCAUCUCCUCAGUCUUUCCAUGCUUGUCAUGUCUGCAACGUGUACUAGUGCCUUACUUGAGUCUGCGCAGCAAGCAGUUGAACGCAAGGCUAGCUGGGAGCAUGAGCCGCCUCCUCUCUGGGUCAGAAUCAUAACGCCAGUCAAACAGCAAAAUCUUUGCCAUACUGGUGGCCUAUACCUGCCGGCAGUGUUAUAGUGCUGAUAUUAAAGGGCAUCUGUUGAUACCUUUAGGGUUUAGUUACUAACACUUGGCUGCAUUCAGUGAGCUACACUUAUCUGAGGUGAUGAAAUUAUUUAAAUUGAUUUAGCCUAAUCCCAAUAAUUGUUGAGCUGAAUAAUUUCCUUGUUGCAUUGUCUAGACUAAACCACUAUUAAGAUGUUUCUUUGUUGAUGUAAGACUUAUCCUGAAAUAUACUGUCCAGCAGAUAUGUCUGAGUAUUACUGGAAUAGAAUAAGCGUUUCUCUGUUAUAAACAAGUGUUGUGCUUUCUUUAACAGAUUGCGUCGGUUGUAUCAUUUGAUGCUGUAUGUACAAUAUUUAUCUGGUCACAAAAAUAUUUUUUGUA
This is a messenger RNA of Cyprinodon variegatus (sheepshead minnow), 11163 nucleotides long. RefSeq names its product talin 2 (gene tln2b). The coding region runs from base 156 to 7820 and encodes 2554 amino acids. The transcript has 58 exons. The record is from RefSeq and is a predicted model, not a curated record. Gene Ontology annotation, cellular component: ruffle; cytoskeleton; focal adhesion. Lineage: Eukaryota; Metazoa; Chordata; Actinopteri; Cyprinodontiformes; Cyprinodontidae. Gene Ontology annotation, molecular function: structural constituent of cytoskeleton; integrin binding; actin filament binding. Gene Ontology annotation, biological process: cell-cell adhesion.